Balaenoptera acutorostrata (minke whale) is the source of this 1778-nucleotide messenger RNA. Its product is annotated as zinc finger protein 347-like. NCBI's taxonomy places the organism in Eukaryota, Metazoa, Chordata, Mammalia, Artiodactyla, Balaenopteridae. The coding region runs from base 41 to 1651 and encodes 536 amino acids. Gene Ontology annotation, biological process: negative regulation of transcription by RNA polymerase II. The record is from RefSeq and is a predicted model, not a curated record. The transcript is spliced from 3 exons. Gene Ontology annotation, molecular function: DNA-binding transcription repressor activity, RNA polymerase II-specific.
GCCCGGAAGAGGAGGAAGAGGAAAGAAAGAGGAGUCUGGAAUGGCUCUUUCUCAGGCACAGUUGACAUUCAAGGAUGUGGCCAUAGAAUUCUCUCAGGAGAAGUGGGAAUGCCUGGACCCUGGUCAGAGGGCCUUGUACAGGGACGUGAUGUUGGAGACCUACAGGAACCUGCUCUCCCUUGAUACCCCUCUUAAAUGUGUGAUCAAGGAAUCAGCACCAAAAGAGAACAGUCAUACAGGGGAAAUGUUGCAAACAGUGUUGUUGGAAAGACAUGAAAGCUGUGAGACUGAGGACUAUGGCUAUAGGGAAAUCCAGAGAAAUAUGCGUGACUUUGAGUACCAGUGGAGAAGUGACAAAAUAAAUUACAGAGGAGUGCCUGUCACCCAUAAGAAAAAUCUCACUGGUAGAAGAGAUCAACAUGGUAGAAGAGAUGAAGGAAACAAGCCUAUUGAAAACAAGCUCGGACUAAGCUUUCAGUCACAUCUGGCUGAACUGCAGAUAUUUCCAAAUGAAGGGCAAUUUUAUGAGUAUCAUCAAGUUGAGAAGUCUAACAACAGUGGUUCCUCAUUUUCAGUACUUCAGAGAAUUCUUCCGAGUGUCCAAACCAACAUUUUUAAUGAAUAUGGGAAUGAUUUCUGGCAUUCUUCAUUACUCACACAAGACCAGAAAGCAUACAUUAGGGAAGAACCUUACAAAUAUGAUGAGUAUGACAAAGCAGUUAAUCAUGGCUCACAACUCACUAACCAUCAGGUAAUCCACACAGGUGUGAAACCUUACAAAUGUAAUAUAUGCGGCAAAGCCUUUAAUCAGAGCUCACAUCUCACUAGACAUCAAAGAAUCCACACAAAAGGGAAACAUCACAAGUGUGAGGAAUGUGGUAAGGGCUUCAGUUACAGUUCACACCUUGUACGUCAUCGCAGAAUUCAUACCGGAGAGAAACCCUACCAGUGUGGCGAGUGUGACAAAGCCUUUAGUGUGUAUUCAAGUCUUAUUUAUCAUCAGGUCGUCCAUACUAGAGAGAAACCUUACAAAUGUAAUGAGUGUGGCAAAGUCUUCAGUCAGAGUUCAAGCCUUACUAAUCAUCGCAGGAUUCAUACUGGAGAGAAACCAUACAAAUGUAAUAAAUGUGGCAAAGCCUUUAAUCAGAGCUCCCACCUCACUCGACAUCAGGUCAUGCACACUGGAGAGAAACCCUACAAAUGUAGUGAGUGUGGGAAAGUCUUCACUCAAAACUCAAGCCUCGUAAGUCAUCGGAGAAUUCAUACUGGGGAGAAGCCGUACAAAUGUAACGAGUGCGGCAAAGCAUUUGGUGUGUAUUCAAGUCUUACUUAUCAUCAGGUCACCCAUACUAGAGAGAAACCUUACAAAUGUAAUGAGUGUGGCAAGGUCUUCAGUCAGAGUUCAAGCCUUCCUAGUCAUCGCCGGAUUCAUACCGGAGAGAAACCUUAUAAAUGUAAUCAGUGCGGCAAAUCCUUUAUUCAUUGCUCAAACUUCAACAGGCAUAAGAAAAUCCACUCUGGAGAGAAACCUUACCAAUGCAGUGAGUGUGGCAAGGUCUUCACUCAAAACUCAAGCCUCGUAAAACAUCGCAAGAUUCCUACUGGAGAGCAGCCUUACACGUGUAAUGAAUGUGGGAAGGCUUUUUAUUAAACAUUCAUGGCUUUGAUGUCAUGAGAGGAUUUAUACCUGAGAGAAACCAGGGAAAUUUACUGAAUGUGGAAAGGCCUUUAAGCAAGUGUCCCCUCAGGAUUCACCAAAGAAUUCAUAAUGGAAAGAA